Punica granatum (pomegranate) is the source of this 1365-nucleotide messenger RNA. NCBI's taxonomy places the organism in Eukaryota, Viridiplantae, Streptophyta, Magnoliopsida, Myrtales, Lythraceae. The record is from RefSeq and is a predicted model, not a curated record.
GAUUUUUCCAAGAUAAUGCAUCUUCCUCAUCAGCAGCGUUAUCAUCAUCACCAUGGCGAGAUAAAAGGAAGGCAAAUUCUCCGUCCUCUGUCUUCUUUCACUGUCGAGAGAAAAUCUCAUACAAGGUCUCCAUUAAUGGAAGCUCUGGGGCUUCCAGCUCUCAGCGGUCUCAGAAUUGCCAGCUCCAGUUCCUACAGACAUGGCAGCGGAAGGACGCAUUCCCUCGCGUCGGUGGCCCCACCUUCUCUCAAACUCGGGCGGUCCAACGGAGUCCACCGCAAAAAAUGGGGAGUUAUCAGAAUGGUAGCUGAAACUGAUGACUACGACUUGAAGCAAAUGAAGGACAUGGCUGCUGCUAGGAAGAGAUGGGACUCCCUGAUAAGAGAAGGGAAGAUUAAAGUUUUGACUCCGAGGGAAGCUGGAUAUGCGAUUCAGUUGUCUGAUAAGACCCUGCUUGAUGUUCGCCCUGCUGUGGAACGCAACAAGGCAUGGGUGAAGGGUUCAACAUGGAUUCCGAUCUUCGAUGUUGAUGGUAACUUGGAUGCUGGGACUCUCUACAGAAAGGUCACAAACUUUGUGAUGGGUGGAUGGUGGAGCGGUGCACCAACAGUGGCUUAUAACAAACAGUUCUUGUCGAAGGUCGAGGAAAAAUUCCCAAAAGAGGCAGACCUCAUUGUGGCGUGCCAGAAGGGGUUGAGAUCUUUAGCUGCAUGUGAACUGCUAUAUAAUUCUGGCUAUGGAAACCUUUUCUGGGUUCAGGGUGGUCUGGAGGCUGCUGAAGAGGAGGAUCUCGCCAGGGAAGGUCUGCAGCCUCUUAAAUUCGCUGGAAUUGGUGGAGUUUCAGAAUUUCUGGGAUGGACUGAUCAACAAAGAGCUGCCGCUGCUAGAGAAGGUUGGGGUUAUAGAUUAGUCUUUUCUGCUCGUCUGGUGGGGCUCAUUCUCAUAGCUGAUGCCUUAUUUGUUGGUGCCCAGCAAGUAGGACGUUAUCUUCAGGAGUUAAGAUCCCACUGAGGUUUUGUCGUCGAUAUAGACUAGACUUCUCCUGUUCAAUUUAAAUGAUGCUGAUAUUCAGUUUUGGAUAUUUGAACUCCUAGCUGGGACUCACAAUGCUUAGAAGCUGUGAGACCCCGGCUCCUUUGAUUCUGCAUGGACAUCUGUUUUUAGUCUCUGCUUUUUACUAGUAAAUUCCAGUCAAAGACUGUUUGUGGGCAUUGGUUUCGUAGAAUCAGCCACCUCCCAUUGACUUGUCCACGAAACGUAAGUAGGUCAGCCCUUGAGUUUUGUUCUUCCGGUGAUGUGUAUAUUGGAUUGUAACUUAUGUCUAAUAAUGGUUCAGAUCUCUAUCGUUUAGUAUGAUUGUCUCAA